Molecule: messenger RNA, 3627 nt
Organism: Entrophospora sp. SA101
Lineage: Eukaryota; Fungi; Glomeromycota; Glomeromycetes; Entrophosporales; Entrophosporaceae
Source: the annotation of a GenBank genome assembly
AUGCAAGAAGUGGAAGUUGCAGCAAGAGAUGUUUUCAUUCAUUACAUAAAUGUUCAAAAGGACAAAACUAUUUUAUGGUCGUUUACAACAAAAAGAAAGAAUAUCUCUUUUGGUUUAUAUCAACGAAAAGGUCAUAAUAUUUCUACAUCAACUAACUCACACAUCACUACAGCCAACAACAUCGCAACAGUUGCUAAUCUUAAUCUUAAUACUACUCUUGCUAAUAGCAUCAAAAAUAAUACUACCGGAGCCACACCUACGACUUCUACAAUAAAAGAAGACGGAGGGGGAAGUGGUGGUAUUGGUCAUAAUAGCGGUUAUGGGAUACCUAAUUCAGCAAGACCCAGUCUAAAAAGUAACAUAAGUAUAACAUCUGUUGAUACCAAUGACACUGAAGAUACCAGCGACUCUUCCCAAAAAGACAAUAACAACAGCGCUGAGUGGACCAAUUCCACCUCUACUUUAAACCCACUUCAUUCUCCUUCUACGCCUGGUGCUGCUAUUAAUGGUGGUGUUAAUGCAUUCCGUGGUCGAAAAAAAUCUGUUUCUUUGCAAAUAAUUAAAGAUCCGGGUUUGAAAGAAAUUUUACCAAUUGAACAUUAUAAUUCUGCUACUGCAACCAUAAAAGGCAGUUAUAAAGUUCAAGAUGAAGGAAUUUAUUGUUUGGUUUUUGGCUCAGAUGAUGAUCAAGAUAAACCUUUACCUGAAACUUCUGGUUGGAUGUUAAAGAAAAAAAGAAAGAAAAUACAAGGUUGGGCAAAAAGAUGGGUACAAAUUGAUAAUGGAAUCUUAUCCUAUUAUCAAUUUCCUGAUGGUCCAUGUAGAGGUUCAAUUCAUAUAGCAUUUUCAGCUGUAUCAUCCAGCCAACCAUAUCGUUCUAUAACACUAGAUUCAGGGACAGCAACCUAUCAUUUUAAAACAUUGACAGACGAAGAAUUUGAAUCAUGGAUGAGCUUUAUUCGUAAAUACAUCAACCUAUCAAAAGACCUACAAAUCCUUGACUCAGAAUACCCAAUUAUUAGCUCACCAAGACAAUCCACCGAAUUCGAAAGACAUCAAAGCAUAUACCGUAAGCGACAAAGUCUAAUAGAACGACGUCAAAGUUUGAUAAAGAGACGCCAUAGUCUUACCCGUGACCCACAGGCUUUCUUCAGAUCAAACAAGUUGGAAGAAGAUUUGGGAAAAAUUUAUGAUCAUUUAAAUAGUAUGGAUGAUAAGUUUAAUACCAUUGAUGAAACUUUGGAAACAUUGAAAAAUUCGAUAGAGUCACCUGUUUCACCUUUUGCUAUUCCAAAAGCUUCACCAAGUGUUGAAGGAAAGUUUCGAUUAAAAAAAUUCACUCUUCAAAAAGCUGUCAAAGACGACAAGAAAAAAAUAUUGGAUUUAUUACGUAUAGAAUUUGAGAAAUGGAAAGCAUUAGAUCACGCCUAUCGUAAACUAUCAGCUGAAAAUGCUGAACUACGUAAACAACUUUCUAAUUCUGUUACUGCAACAACAACAAUGGAAAAAAGUGAUCAUUUCUAUAAUAAUGAUGGUGACGCCGAGUAUCAGGAAAAAUUAGAUAACGGAGAAAGAAUUUAUAAACGUGCCGAAUCUUUGAGUACUAUAAAUACUGAUGUAUUCUUUGAUGCUGAAGACAUUGUUUUAACCUCCGAAACUAUCAACGCAGAUGAUAGUGAAGGCGAGGUUUCUAAUGUUGAAAUCAUUGAAGAUGAAAGUGAGGACGAGUCAUCAUCAUUAGACGCGUCAUUCAAUGACGAUGCAACUAAGAAAGAUGACGAGAAUAUUGAAGUGAAAGUAGAUGAUGAUGAUAGUGUAGAUAAAGCGGAACCUUCACAAAAAAUAUCAGAAGCUACACGUAAAAUGACUAUUCGUAGAAGGAAAAUACUUCCAUCACCUAUAUGUGGUGAAGAAGUUAGUCUUUUAUCUCUACUUCGUAAAAAUGUUGGAAAAGACAUGUCAACCAUAGCUAUGCCUAUAUCAUUGAACGAGCCGAUAAACUUGCUUCAAAAAUUAGCUGAAGAUUUAGAGUACAGCGAGUUGUUGGAUAAAGCAAAUUCAUCUGAUGAUUCGUUGAUGAGGUUGAUGUAUGUUGCUGCAUUUGCUGUUUCAGGUUAUGCCUCAUCUCAAUAUCGUACUGGUAGAAAACCGUUUAAUCCAUUACACGGUGAAACUUAUGAAUUGGUUCAUCCCGUAAAAGGAUUUAAAUUUAUUUCUGAAAAAGUUAGUCAUCAUCCACCAAUAAUGGCUUGUCAUGCUGAAUCACCAAAUUGGAUAUUUUGGCAAGAUUCAAAAGCAAAAAGUAAAUUUUGGGGCAAAUCAAUGGAAGUAAUACCAUACGGUACAGUGCACAUAAAACUUCCAAAGAAUAAUGACCACUUUUCGUUUAAUAAGCCUACUACAUGGAUGCGUAAUAUGAUAUCUGGUACAAAGUAUUUGGAACAUACAGGUGUAAUCCGUAUACAAAAUCAAACGACAAAAGAAGUAUGUGAAAUCACAUUUACAACGAGUGGAUUGUGGAGUAGCGGACCGAAAAGUGAGAUUGUUGGAGUGUUGUUUUCAUCAACUGGCAAGAAAUGUGGCAAGAUCGUGGGUAGAUGGAACGAAAUAAUAUUUAAUGAGAAAGCACCUAAUCAAUUGGAAGUACUUUGGAAAGCAAAUCCACCAUUACCAAACUAUGAAGAGUAUUAUGGAUUUAUGCCAUUUACAAUAGAGCUUAACGAGAUUACGCCAGAUAUAUCAGAAUACUUGCCAAAUACUGAUACGCGGCUAAGACCUGAUCAAAGACUUUUUGAGGAUGGUGCUGUUGACCAGGCGGAAGGUGAAAAGCUUCGACUUGAACAGAAACAACGUGAAUUUCGGAAAGAACUUGAAACUCAAGGAAAGACAUGGGAACCACAAUGGUUUGAGUUGAAAGACGACGAGUGGGUUUAUAAAGGAGGUUUAGGAGCUUUAUCAACAUGUGAAGGGUUAGAUUUUCAUUACAAAACUACUAAAAGUUCGAAUAAACCAACUAAACCAACUUCGGAUAGUCCAUCAUCGCCAACAACAGUUCCAGAAAAUCCGUCGUCAACAGCAGCUCCAGAAAAUCCGUCAUCACCAGCUCCAGAAAAUCCAAAUAAUCCAAAUAACCCAUCACCACAGCCAACACCAGAUCCAAAUAACCCAAAUAACCCACCACCAGCAAAUCCAAAUCCAAGCAAUCCGAAUCCGACAACCUCACUACCAGAUUUUCCAACAGUUUUAGCGUCAGCUAAGGUUGCAUCAGAUGUUGCACCUCCUGUCCCAUUAAAAAAUGGAAAGAUGACAGGGCUUUUAAUAUUUUAUCAACCAUCCGAUGGUAAAACAUCAAUAACCGGAUAUCUUAAUAAUCUAUUAGACGAUGUUGAAGGAAAAUAUACAUUUAAAAUAGUUAAUGAUAAAGGGACGGUUAUCAAUGAUUUGACCGGUAUGAUAAAUCCUAUAUUUCAAUUAGGUGGUUCAUCAACUUUUAGUACCAUUCAGGAUAGUGUUAGAUUGUCGGGUGAUCCUGCAACCAAUGCUCUUGGUAGUUUUUUUGUAAUUACGCAACGUGAUGUUGCUAUUUGCAAAGCUUUAAUUGGUAAAGAGUUUGUUAUUGAUGGGUAA